GUCGUCUUGGUUGCGAUUCCGGAUUCGUCCUUUCGCUUUCACUUACGGUGCACUUCGCCGGCUGUUCUCGACGGUUUCGUUAACCACUUGUUAAAUAAAUAUUUCCAACGUCUUGUGGAAAGGGAGCAAUAAUGAGCAAACUUGGGAUCAAUGGAUUUGGGCGUAUCGGCCGCCUUGUAUUGAGGGCAGCGGUUGAAAAGGGAGUCGAGGUUGUCGCUAUCAAUGACCCCUUCUUGGGAGUUGAUUAUAUGGCAUAUCUCUUCAAAUAUGACUCCACACAUGGACGCUACAAAGGAUCUGUUGAGGUUAAGGAUGACUGUCUCGUUGUUGAUGGAAAGAAGAUGCAAGUCUUCCAAGAGAAAGACCCUAAAAACAUUCCAUGGGGAAAAGCAGGUGCAACCUACGUCGUUGAGUCGACUGGUGUCUUCACAACAGUAGACAAGGCCAAAGCUCACUUGGAAGGAGGUGCCAAGAAGGUCGUCAUCUCAGCACCAUCUGCUGAUGCGCCUAUGUUUGUUGUCGGUGUCAACCUCGACAAAUACGAUCCUUCGAUGACUGUCGUCUCAAAUGCAUCUUGUACUACUAACUGCCUCGCUCCACUCGCUAAAGUUGUUCACGAUAAUUUUGGCAUUGAGGAAGGACUUAUGACAACUGUACAUGCUACAACUGCAACUCAAAAGACUGUUGAUGGUCCUUCUGGAAAAUUGUGGAGAGACGGACGUGGGGCUAGCCAAAAUAUCAUCCCCGCAGCAACUGGUGCGGCUAAAGCCGUCGGUAAAGUCAUCCCUGAACUCAAUGGAAAACUUACUGGUAUGGCAUUUAGAGUCCCUGUCGCGAACGUUUCUGUUGUUGAUCUGACUGUCAGGUUGGUCAAGGAAGCCUCUUACGAUGAUAUUAAAGCUAAGGUGAAAGCAGCAGCUGAAGGACCACUGAAAGGAGUCUUGGGUUACACCGAAGAUGAAGUCGUUUCAUCAGAUUUCUGCGGAGAUUCUCGCUCUUCCGUUUUUGAUGCUAAGGCAGGACUUCAGUUAAACAAGAAGUUCGUCAAGCUUGUAUCAUGGUACGACAAUGAAUAUGGUUACUCAUCAAGGGUAGUCGACCUUGUUAAGUUUAUGUCUUCCAAGGACAAAUGAAUUCAGGAAAAGAAACAGUUGAUGUAAUUCAGAUUAGAAAAUUUGAAAAAAGUUUUUAAAAGACUUGAAUAAUUAUUACUAAUUCAUAUAAUAACCAAUAAUAAUUCAACCACAUAAUAAUCUAUGUUUUGUAUUUUUUGAAUUGUUACAUUUAAAUACAUUUUUGAAAAAGGA
Molecule: messenger RNA, 1307 nt
Organism: Cimex lectularius (bed bug)
Lineage: Eukaryota; Metazoa; Arthropoda; Insecta; Hemiptera; Cimicidae
Product: glyceraldehyde-3-phosphate dehydrogenase-like
Exons: 6
Coding region: 132-1133 (333 amino acids)
Biological process (GO): glucose metabolic process
Molecular function (GO): NAD binding; NADP binding; oxidoreductase activity, acting on the aldehyde or oxo group of donors, NAD or NADP as acceptor
Source: RefSeq, a predicted model, not a curated record